AUGAGAAAGGCUUUGCUAUCCUUUUUGGCAGUGUCUGCCACCUGCAGCAAUGCAUUCACAAGUCUACCACAGAACCGGGCGUUCACGGCAACGUCCUCCAAGUCAUCACUGUCCAUGGCUGAUCUUCCCGUCCGAAAGCUUGGAAUCUUUGGUGGUGGCACCGUUGGUGGAGGUAUUGUAGAGAUUAUCCAAAAGAAGCAAGAUUAUUUCAAGGAAUUGACGGGACAUGGCAUUGAGGUUGCCAAAAUAUGUGUCAGGGACGCCAGCAAAAAGCGUGACUUUGAUGUCCCCAGCGGCUGCAUAGUGACGGAAAAUUACGACGACAUUUUGGAUGAUGACUCGAUCGAUAUGGUGGUUGAAGUCAUGGGUGGUACCACUGACGCAAAGGAUGUUGUGUUCAAAGCCCUUAGCAAGGGAAAGGACGUCGUGACGGCCAAUAAGGCAUUGAUUGCCAAGGACUUGCCCGAAAUUGAGGAAAAACUAGAGCAAUGCCCCGGUGCCGAAUUCCGAUAUGAAGCUGCCGUCUGUGGAGGAAUUCCCAUUAUUCGAUCCAUGCAAAGUGAUUUCCCCGGUGAUGACAUUGACAUGCUUAGUGGAAUCAUCAAUGGAUGCACAAACUUCAUGUUGACCUCCAUGGACAAGGGUGGAAAAUCAUAUGACGAGGCCUUGGCAGAGGCUUCUGCAUUGGGUUAUGCAGAAGCUGACCCAACCUUGGAUGUUGGUGGAUUCGACGCUCGGUCCAAGCUACGAAUUUUGAUGAGAUUGGCUUUUGGUAUUGAUGUCGACGAGGAGGACAUCGCCUGCCGUGGAAUCACUGAGCUGAGCAAACUUGAUUUUGAUUAUGCCAAGAUGAUGGGAGGAACCAUCAAACUCGUUGGUGUUGCCAAAAAAGUGGAUGAGGAGAGUGUAGCUGCAUUUGUAUCUCCCUGCUACGUCACAUCAGACGAUUCCCUUUCUUCCGUCAAUGGAGCUACCAAUGCCGUCGAAGUUAUUUCCUCCAACUUGCAAUCCUCAACCUACAUUGGACAAGGUGCCGGCCGAUACCCCACCGCCAACAGUUGCAUCAAUGAUAUCGUUGCACUGGCCAAGGGCGACAAAGCUCCUAUGCCCUUCAACCCGUUUGGCAAGGGCAAGAAAUUUGUCAACAGCUACGAUUCAGUCUUCUACAUUCGCCUGUCCUACACUGAUGCAUUGGGUAUCACCCGUCAGUGUGGAGAAAUUUGUGAAAAGCAUGGAGUAUCCAUCCAUUCUAUUUUGCAAAACCCAGUCACCAGCAAAACUGAUGCUGCAUUUGUACUCGUUACGGAAAAGGUCCCCCUGGACAGCGUCAAAAAGGCAGCCAGUGAUUUCGAGGAACUGGAUUGGUGCAAUGGGCCAGUCUUUUACAUGCCUGUUCUCCGCGAAGAUUGGGUAGAAGCAAUGUCUGUGUAA
Seminavis robusta is the source of this 1431-nucleotide messenger RNA. Lineage: Eukaryota; Bacillariophyta; Bacillariophyceae; Naviculales; Naviculaceae. The record is from the annotation of a GenBank genome assembly.